UAAUUUUUGAUCUUGGAAAUAUAUAGUUUUUCAACAAACAUGCCCUUAUCGUUAAAACGAUAGCAGUAAAAAUUGACCUAAAGCGAUUCGAAACAGUUAAGCGAUGGCCAGCGGAGAGGUUUUUGCUUACCGGUAAAUUUAUUAUAGUUUCAGCAAAUCUACACCUUCACCUUCGCUUUUCUUGAUUCCGAAAAGAUUAUAAUUUACUGAAAGUGCCAAUUUUAUCACGCUAAUCAUGGCUUCAGAUGCGGAUAUGGAGGAUUAUGGAUUCGAGUACUCCGAUGAGGAGCCUGAGGAACAAGACGUUGACAUCGAGAAUCAAUAUUACAAUUCCAAAGGUUUGGUAGAAACAGACCCUGAAGGAGCGCUUGCUGGUUUUGCUGGAGUGGUUAGCAUGGAGCCCGAGAAGGCUGAGUGGGGAUUCAAAGCUCUGAAGCAAACUGUAAAGCUCUAUUACCGUUUAGUGAGGUAUAAGGAAAUGAUGAACGCUUACAGGGAGAUGCUAACAUACAUCAAAUCAGCAGUGACACGAAAUUACAGUGAAAAAUGUAUAAACAAUAUUAUGGAUUUUGUUUCCGGAUCAGCUAGUCAAAGUUUUGCUCUCCUGCAAGAAUUCUAUCAGACCACUCUGAAGGCCCUUGAAGAAGCAAAGAAUGAGCGACUUUGGUUUAAGACGAAUCUUAAACUUUGCAAGAUCUGGUUCGAUACGGGUGAGUAUGGGCGAAUGAACAAGAUUUUGAAGGAGCUUCAUAAAUCUUGUCAAAGGGAAGAUGGUACAGAUGAUCAAAAGAAGGGAAGUCAGCUUCUGGAGGUAUAUGCAAUUGAAAUUCAAAUGUAUACUGAGACAAAGAACAACAAAAAGCUCAAGCAAUUAUACCUUAAAGCACUUGCUAUCAAGUCUGCAAUACCACAUCCGAGGAUCAUGGGAAUAAUCCGUGAAUGUGGUGGCAAGAUGCAUAUGGCUGAGCGUCAAUGGGCUGAGGCAGCAACAGAUUUCUUUGAAGCUUUCAAGAACUAUGAUGAAGCUGGGAAUCAGAGACGCAUACAAUGCCUUAAGUACCUUGUUCUGGCUAAUAUGUUGAUGGAAUCUGAAGUUAAUCCUUUUGAUGGUCAGGAGGCAAAGCCGUACAAAAAUGACCCUGAGAUUUUGGCGAUGACAAAUCUUAUAGCAGCCUAUCAACGAAAUGAGAUAAUAGAGUUUGAAAAAAUCCUUAAGAGUAACCGAAGGACAAUCAUGGAUGAUCCUUUCAUUCGAAAUUAUAUUGAAGAUCUAUUGAAGAAUGUCAGAACUCAAGUGCUACUUAAGCUUAUAAAACCAUAUACAAGAAUCCGGAUCCCUUUCAUAUCAAAGGAACUCAAUGUGCCAGAAAAAGAUGUUGAGCAGUUGUUGGUUUCUUUGAUCUUGGAUAAUCGUAUUGAUGGGCAUAUUGAUCAAGUGAAUCGGCUGCUGGAGCGUGGUGACAGGUCAGCCCUAUUUCCUAUUAUUUACUAGUAGUAGUAGUAGUAGUAGUAGUAGAUUUGGUUGAAGUUGAACCAAUGUCAAUAUUAUUUUUGG
Durio zibethinus is the source of this 1555-nucleotide messenger RNA. NCBI's taxonomy places the organism in Eukaryota, Viridiplantae, Streptophyta, Magnoliopsida, Malvales, Malvaceae. The record is from RefSeq and is a predicted model, not a curated record.